AUGGAUUCAGUAUUUCAAGCAUUACGUGGUAGUAAGGUAGAAUUAAUGAUAUCUUGUGAAGAUCUGGUGGAUCUCGACCUAUUCACGAAGACUGAUCCUAUUUGUGUCCUCUCUAUGAAACAAUUUGGCCAAUGGAAAGAAUUUGGUCGAACUGAAGCUAUUCGAGAAUCUUUGAAUCCAAGGUUUACCGAUUCAUUUGUACUGGAUAUAGAACCCGGCAUUAAACAACAACUAUUAUUUUCUAUCUAUGAUAUAGAUAAUCGUUCCACAGACUUACGUCAUCACGAUCAUGUUGGCAAUGUUGAGAUUGAUUUAGAAUCAUUGAUAGAUCUCUCUAUAACAGUACAUUCUGUUACUAGAACCAUAAGAAUGCACGGUGAUCCAAAGUCAAGAGGUUUUCUUACCAUAUCCACAGAACUGGUUAAAGAAUGCCAGAAUAAAGCACAACUACACAUACAAGGACAUCAUCUGGAUAAACGGGGAAUGCUUGCUAAUCGACACCCUGAUUGUUACUUAGAAAUAGGUCGAGAAAUAAACAGCAUAAAAUUCCAACCUGUGUUUAGAACGGAGGUAAUAUAUAAGUCCAGAAAUCCGAAUUGGAGACCAAUAGAACUAAGUGUACAGAAACUAUGCAACAACGAUUGGAAUAGAAGACUACAGUUUUCAUGUUGGCAUACAUCUUAUGGUGGAGAUGUCAAGACAACGUAUAAAAUGAUAGGCUGUUACACUACAACUUUAUCUGAAUUGGUCCAUAUGAAAAGGGAUGGUCAUUAUGCUUCAGUACAUCUGAUUUGUCCAAAGAAACAAGCCAAAGGAAAGAAGGAGGUACAUUCAGGAAGUUUAAGGUUCUAUCAAUAUAGAGUCGAGAUGAAUUAUUCUUUAUUGGAUUAUAUCAGAGGAGGUUGUCAACUCAGACUGGUCUUAGCUUUAGAUUUUACGGCUUCCAAUGGCAAUAUAUCGGAUUCAUUAUCACUUCACAAUACCACAGAUUUACGGAGUAACCAAUAUUUAAAUGCAAUAGAAAGUUUAGGUGCAAUGAUAGCUAGAUAUGAUGUAGAGCAGAGAAUUUGUGUCUUAGGUUUUGGUGCUAAGAAAUCGUCAUCUAAAAAACCGUCCCACUGUUUUUCAUUGGCAGACCAAGGCACUGAUAUAUGGAUUAAAGGCAUUCGAGAGGUCAUAAAUGUGUAUAAAAGUAUCAUACCAACGCUUGUGUUCUCGGGACCAACUUAUCUGACUCCAACAAUAGACAGAGUUCUUCAACUUAUAGAUAAAAACAUCAACCAAAACAAUCAGAAAUAUUACGCUCUUUUGAUAAUAACAGAUGGAGUGAUAAACGACAUUGAUUCAACUAUAGAAAAGCUUAUAGAAGCUAGUUCGCUCCCUUUAUCCGUACUCUUCAUUGGUGUAGGACCAGCAGACUUCACAAUAAUGGAACAGUUUCAUGUAGAUUUAAACUCACCUCUAAGAGACAAGCAUAACAAACUAAAGGCAGUCAGAAGCAAUACAUAUUUUGCUGCUUUACGGCGUGAUUCUUCACCUCUUGGUAGUAGUGUGAAAGUGGUUCAGGAAGCAUUGGCAGCAUUAUCAACCCAGUGUGUACAAUACAUGAAAUCUCAGAACAUUGAGCCUGGAAAACCUCGUCUCAUUAAAAUAGAUCCACAGAAUAACUGGAUAACUCCGACUUCUCUUUUGGAAACAGACGAGAUUGGUGCCUUUUCUACAAUGCAUUCAUCACUGUCCUUGGCUUCCCUUCGAUCAUCAAGACACAGUCUCCUUUCAAAUCCAGAAACCAUGGGAAUCGAAAUCCAAAUGGUAUAG
This is a messenger RNA of Lottia gigantea (owl limpet), 1818 nucleotides long. RefSeq lists its product as hypothetical. Gene Ontology annotation, molecular function: calcium-dependent phospholipid binding. Gene Ontology annotation, biological process: cellular response to calcium ion. NCBI's taxonomy places the organism in Eukaryota, Metazoa, Mollusca, Gastropoda, Lottiidae. The record is from RefSeq and is a predicted model, not a curated record. Bases 1 to 1818 code for a protein of 605 amino acids. Gene Ontology annotation, cellular component: plasma membrane. The transcript is spliced from 15 exons.